Hyaloscypha bicolor E is the source of this 1043-nucleotide messenger RNA. RefSeq lists its product as uncharacterized. The record is from RefSeq and is a predicted model, not a curated record. The transcript is spliced from 4 exons. The coding region runs from base 20 to 997 and encodes 325 amino acids. NCBI's taxonomy places the organism in Eukaryota, Fungi, Ascomycota, Leotiomycetes, Helotiales, Hyaloscyphaceae.
CAAAAUUCAACUCAAACCAAUGAUGCUAAUCAUAACCCACCACACGCGCCAGAAGUUCCGUGACAGGGGCUUGAUCGCGCUAACAAUUGUUUGCCUUCCAUGUAUUUGUGUAGUUGGCACCUGUAUUCUUCUCUCGCACGCGUUUUACUCCCUCUCAAAUUACGAGUUACCGUCUACGAAAAGGAAAAGAUGGCUAGAAUAUGAAGAACGAGAAAGACGGCGACGGACACCAUGGGUGCUGGCACCUCGAGCAGAACGGGAUGUUGAUGCUCUUUCCAUCCUGGGGGAUGAUAAAGUUGAAAUUGAGGAUGUGGAGAGGGGAGAUGAGGUAGAGAAAGCCAAGGUAUGGAGAAGUACUGAUUGGCAGGAAAACAGCGCUUUCUUCAACCUGCCAUUGGAAAUCAGAAAACAAAUUUAUGAGGAAGCAAUUGGAGGCUAUACUUUACAUAUCUUCACUCUCCUCUCUUAUCGACGGAUGUCACAUACACGAUGCAAAGGCGAGUCUCCUACGCCUGUCUCAUGCCAGUGUCCUCUUCUUUCGAGACAGCCUGGUGUUGCUGAUGAGUGGGGGAAUAUUUGUUUACUGAGCUUGGUGAUGAGUUGUAGGAGGAUAUACUCGGAGGCAAUGGAUAUUCUCUACAGCAAAAACACCUUCACAUUCAGCAGCACCGCCCGAGUCAUAAGCCACUUGCUCAACAUCCCACCACAGAGGAUUCCAGUAAUGAAGGACGUGAAAUGGAGGAUGUUUAUUGGUGCUGAUGAGUGGAAUACUGAGAUGCCUUGGCUGGAGUGUAGGCGGAGGGAAGGGGUAGUGGGGGGUGCGGGGUGUGCGUGCUAUGAAUGUUGGCCUAAGGAAAUUAGGAGUGAUGCGCGUUCUCAUGAUUGGCUUCGAUACUGUUGGUUAAUGAGGACAGUUGAGCAGAAGAAAGCUCCAUUAUCGAUUAUGGGAGGACACGAUCGAGAUACACUCUCAGUAGGUGGUAAGAUAACAGAAUAGUGAAAGAGAUUGGAGCCAAGAGUUAAUCACAAGCUUCAUACACAAG